AAGUAAAUGUAUGGUGAAAUAAAACUGAAACUAAGUGUAAUUGUUCAGUAGGUUGCGUUCGUUGUCUCAAGGUAUAACCAUGGCAAAUGUUCGAAUAAUAUGCGUUGUUUUAUUUAGCAGUUGCUUUCUGGAAAUUGCAAAAUGUGAUGGAAAUAAUCAUUCUCCGAAUACAAUAAGUCUUGAGACAGCGAACGCAAUUCACCUGUCGCCUGAUAAUUUGUUAGCAAUCCCAUCAGAAUCGGUGAUAGUGGAACUGAACAUAUACUCAGGAAGGGAUGAUCCUUAUAUCCAGAUGCCCAGGGCUCAGCUCCAUCGCAUGCUGCAAUCCAGCUUUGGAUGGAGGAAUCCUGUUGAUGUAACCCCUGGAUUGGGAUAUCAAGGCUUCACGGUGUACAACUAUGACCAGAACCCAGUAUUUAUUGCUUGCGGAUCCGAUAUUGGAGUGGAAACUGGACUCUUGCAGAGGCUUAGUUUUGGACUUGAUAGAGACCUUCAACAAUUCGUUCGGACUAAGAUACAAACAGAAUGGGCCCAACGCCAUAAUCACCAUCGACGUCAUGGAAUGCCGAACCAUGGAUUUAUGUGUCCCAGACCACCAUCAACAACUAAAUAUGAACCCCACGUCUGGAACAACCGCACAUUUGUACAAAGACGUAAUAACUGUUACAACUAUGCCAGUAAUAUAAUAACAAACACAUUUGCCCAGCCAGGAAGAGCAAACAGACACAAUUUCACUAGAAACCCGCCCGAGCUGUACGGUCCAUCCGUUCACUACGGAACAAUACUGGAUGGUUUAACUCCCUUACCAGCGAAUUCUCGAUGUCUUCCUAACGCAGGAUUAAACUUGAUUGCUUUAGUUAUUUGGCCCGGGCGGGACUAUCAUUUUUACCGCUUGGACAAUAACGGGAUGUGGUCUCACAAGCCAGGUAGAUCUCCUGCAAGAAAUGUAGACAAUUCUAAUAACUUUAUAUUGGAUCCUCGAAUAGCUGACGUCGGACCAUAUACGGUAUUCAAGGGCUUUUUUCUUACAAAUGUUUUUGAUGUUCGACAUAUCAUGUAAAACCUACAAUCGACGAAAGGUUCCUCGAAUACGUCUCAUAUUUUGAAAAUCCAAGUAAAAUGUGCAAAGCAAUAUGUGUCCUACAUUGUUUGGUGUUUUUAAUAAAUUAUUUAUUCGGA
Saccostrea cuccullata (small rock oyster) is the source of this 1179-nucleotide messenger RNA. RefSeq lists its product as uncharacterized. The coding region runs from base 80 to 1060 and encodes 326 amino acids. The record is from RefSeq and is a predicted model, not a curated record. The transcript is spliced from 5 exons. Lineage: Eukaryota; Metazoa; Mollusca; Bivalvia; Ostreida; Ostreidae.